CCCUGAUAUGAUGAGUUUAAAUAACAAAUAAACGCAAAUAAAUUCUAGCUGAGUUGCACCACGUGGAUCAGUGUGUAGGAUGUGGGGAGGGGGGGCGGAUCUAUUUCAAGGAGCACGGAGCAGGAGGAAGAGUCCGCCGGCAGGAGGUCAGUCCCACGUGUGACUCCAGAGGAGGAGAACAUCACCGGGAGGAUCAUCUCCGCCUCUCGUCUUCAUCCGUAGACACCGUGAACGUUCCACCCGCCCGCGCGCGCUGCUCCUCUCCGGUGUUUUGGAUGUGUCGACCAACCGCAGCGCUGCGCGCGGUGCUCUGCGUGUUUCUCUGCGCGGCGCAUCUGUGCGCUGCGGGCACAAUCCAGCUGUUCAACCCCCGACCGGUUAUAGGUGUGCUGGCGCAGGAAAACCUUCCUGGAGACAAGUUCGCUCGCGGCUCGUCCUACAUCGCCGCGUCCUACAUCGCCGCGUCCUACGUGAAGUACCUGGAGGGAGCCGGGGCGCGAGUCGUGCCCAUCAGAAUCAACCUCACAGAAGAAGAAUAUGCUCACAUCUUUGGGUCAAUAAACAGGCUGCUGCUGCCGGGAGGAGAUGUGGACCUUCAAAAGUCACAGUUCAGUCGAGCAGCCAGGAUCUUCUACCGAUUGGCUGUGAAGGCCAACGAUGGCGGGGACCACUUCCCCAUCUGGGGCACCUGUCAGGGCCUCCAGCAGCUAUCCGUCAUCACGGCCCACAAGAACCUGUUGACCCUCACCGACACCAAGGCUGUGGCUCUACCGCUCACUCUCACACCAGCGGCCCAGUCCAGUCGACUCUUUCGAAGUUUCCCCAAGGAUCUGCUGCAGUCUGUCGCCGAAGAGAACAUCACCUCCAACUUCCACAACUGGAGUCUGAGUCUCUGCUCCCUUUCUCAGAGCAAAAGCACAGGUGUCAGAAUUCAAAAGAGCAAAAGCACAAGUGUCAGAAUUCAAAAUAGUCAUAGUCAUAAUAGAUUGGAUUAUCAAAUAGUAUCCGAAACACCUCGCCCCUAAUUUGGCACAUCACAGUAAACAUGAAUUAUCAGCGGCUGUUUUCGAUGAAUUGGUU
Molecule: messenger RNA, 1080 nt
Organism: Pungitius pungitius (ninespine stickleback)
Lineage: Eukaryota; Metazoa; Chordata; Actinopteri; Perciformes; Gasterosteidae
Product: gamma-glutamyl hydrolase-like
Exons: 6
Coding region: 276-1025 (249 amino acids)
Biological process (GO): tetrahydrofolylpolyglutamate metabolic process
Cellular component (GO): vacuole
Molecular function (GO): gamma-glutamyl-peptidase activity
Source: RefSeq, a predicted model, not a curated record